CAGGACAUGUUUUUUCCUUCGGGGCUACCAUCCAAGCAGCGUCUAGUCCAUCUCCAUGGGAACGGAAGGACGCCUUCCAAAGUCCCGCGAUACGUGAGAGGAAAAUCUGCAGAAACAAGGAGACAUCUUGGAAUUGAUGGCUGCUCUCACCUUCCCCACGGUGUCGGCCAGCACAGCCCCCCUGUCUGAUCUGCGCAUCCCUCUCCCAGCCGCUGUGUUCCUGGCUGUCUCUUUAUAUCUCGUUGUACUCCUCAUCCUUCUGCUAAUGCACCAGUGCCUGCGGGCCCGUGGAUGCUGUCCCACAUGUUUGGGUUGGCAGUUAGUGGGUGCAUUUGGGGUAUGUGACAUGUGCGUGAGCUGUGCCCAGUCAUGUGACUGCAGAGUGCCCUCUAUCACACGCUGUAUGGAUACCUGCUGCCCAAGCAAACCGAAUUGUGACGGCUGCUUCUCCUGUUGCCCCCUGUGUGACUUUGCCUGCAUGUGCCAGCCCCCCGACUGCAGCACCAUCAACUGCAUGUGUUGUGAGAUCAGACUGCACUGAUCCUCAGCAUUUGCCUCCCAUGGAUAAGAAGCUGCAUUCCCCAUUUUGCCUUUAUCUGGGGCACAAGAGAAAUUUGUGACAAUCGGGAGACUGGUAGUGGUCCUCACACUACAGGACCAGGGAUACAAUGCCUUCUUUUCCCAGCAUCCUUUGCUAGCCAAACGAAGUAGUUCAGAGGCAUGGGGCGAUUAUUGCACUUCGCUACAAAGUAUAUGCCUUGGGGCAAAACCAGUUGUCCCAUUUAUACUUCUACACCCCCCCCCCAAUGCCUUUUCUUAUUUUAACUCUUCUGUUGCCAUUAAUAUGAAUGUACUUGUGUUUCUCACAUGUUGAAAGUAUUUUGUGUAUUUCUUUAAAUCUAUUUUUAUAUUAUAGGCUGUAAAUAACAUUUUUGAACAUUUAAUUUGUAACUGAAGUGUCUUUUGUUAUGGGAUCAUUUUCUGGGAUCUGGGAUUCUAUACCCUUAUGUAUAUUAAGAUCAACGCAGAUGCAAAUGCCAAAUGCAUAGAAGUCAAUAUGAGACAACAUUUUUUUCACUCAUUUGAGAGUACAGGCAUUUUUUUGCGGCAAUGCAAUGCUCAUGCAUGGGCAGAAGUGAAUUAAGUGAACACAUUUUUCUGAAAAAUGCUUUAGGGCCACAUAUCUGUAUCUGUCACGGGUAGUGGCCAUUGGGCAAAUAUGAUUUUGUUUGUUUUGACUUUUACUAUAUCAAUAAAUGUGCCAUACACAUGGGAUGCCUGCAUUCUGCCGUCCCAUCCAAAUGCUCAGCUACUCCUCCCAGCCAAUCAAACGCUUGGUAAUGGUGGCCAUACACAGGCAGAUAAAGCUGCCGAUAUCGGUCGUUUGGACCAAUUUGACAGCUUAUCUGCCCUUGUAUGGGGGCUUCCGACGGGUCUUCCUGAUCGAUAUCUGGCCACGAUAUCAAUCGGGAAGGUUUGAUUUUAAACCGACCGACCCGUUGGAGCCCCUUGGCGCAUCGUAAUUCGAUCGUUCGGCCAUGCGGCCGAACGUUCGAACUACCCCCGAUAUAGCCCUGCCGUUAGUGGCAUAUCGGGGAAAGAUCCGCUCGUUUGGCGAUGUCGCCAAACGAGCGGAUCUUUGAGUCUAUGGCCACCUUAAGGCUUAUGGGAGGGGCUAGAGAGCUUGGGGACUAAUGUAUGUGUUUUAGUGUGAAAUUAGUAAAUAAAGGCCUUGGUAUUGUCCGUAGCAGCAUUACUAUAACAA
Molecule: messenger RNA, 1765 nt
Organism: Xenopus laevis (African clawed frog)
Lineage: Eukaryota; Metazoa; Chordata; Amphibia; Anura; Pipidae
Product: keratin-associated protein 5-2
Exons: 5
Coding region: 137-541 (134 amino acids)
Source: RefSeq, a predicted model, not a curated record